GCAACCACAGGGGUCCAUAGGCGAUGAACGGUGAAGAUCUGGAUAAACUGUACACUAACAAUGAACCGCGAAAACAUGAGAUAACAAGGCAAAACAAAUGAUAAUUUAUCCUCGAUUCGGGAUAGGAACAAGAUAAAAAUGAAUUUGUUGUGGGGAAACCAUCAUUCUUUCUUUUCUCUCAUUUUAUGCCAUUCUCCUUGGACGCUGAGCUGGUAUAAAGAUCUAGGAACAGCUGGAGCCGGUGAUCAUGGAACAGGGAUGUUGUCAUCUGAGUAAACGAAGUUAAUCGAUUAUGGAAUAUAUGGAAAAAUCUUGACUUGAAUAAGACAAUGGAAAGUAAGUAGUUGGAGAGCCGUUAUCACUUUCUCAUCACACGGGAGUUCUAUAUCCAGAAGAUCAUCCGCUCAGGAGAUGUCAGAUUUUUUUCUGGAAUAAUGCAGAAGAGGCGAGACCAUCAUCAAAUAUGAUUCGUGUCUGACACAUUCGCAGGUUUGAGUGAUAAGCCUAUUGCUAUUGUUGACGAUUAAAUAUAUUGUCACUGCGAAUCGGUAAAGAGGUGAUAACACUUAAAUUGUCCGUUUUUGAACUGGUUUAACAUACCAUUAAUAUAAAUGGUAUUUUUCUAUAGUAGUUUCUCUAGGUACAUUCAGAUUUUUUCCCUAUCAGAUACUGUAUGAUAGACGAGAAAUAACGAGCCCCGUAGACUACUGGUGACAUCACCCCAGUCAGAUCUACUGCUGUAGAGUAAAUAUCAACAAUGGUAGAGCCUGUGGGAUUUAUUGAAGCAUGGAAAGCGCAGUUCCCUGAGUCGGACCCCCCAAAGAUGGAGCUCAGGUCAGUGGGGUGCAUCGAACAGGAGCUUGAGAAGUGCAAAGCCUCCAUCCGGCGGCUAGAGCUGGAGGUGAAUAAGGAGCGCUUCCGUAUGAUCUACCUGCAGACGCUGCUGGCCAAGGAGAGGAAGAGUUAUGACCGCCAGCGCUGGGGUUUCAGGAAGGCCCAGGUGAACGAGGUAGGGGACCAGGCAGGGCUGGGCGCUGAGUCUCAGCAGCCACAUGUGCAGGAACAGGGGGAGCGGAGCCGGUUCCAACCGGUGGGGGAGGCUAGGUCCAAACCUAGACCCCCUCCAGCCCGGAAGUCAGCCUCCCACGGAGACGGGCUGGAGCUCCAGUCUGCCUUCGAGGUACCCCAGCAGGUAGAGCCCUGUGAGACAGACGGCCUCUCGCCCUCCAAACAGAAAGGAGGUAUAUCCCCUCGCCGCCAAAACCCACCCCCAAACAAGGACCUACUGUCUGACCCCAAUGACAAGCUUGGCAUGGGACUGGGGGUGGCAGCGCUGAGGUCUAACUUUGAGAGGAUCAAGCGGGCAAACUCUCACUCUGCCGGGGAUGGAGGGAAGAGCCAGGAGAAGCAGCAGCCCUUCUACACCAACAUGGACUUCCACCAUGACAGGGGCCUGGUCAGGGUCAAUGACCGAGACGUCUCUGACAAGAUCAGCACCCUGGGCAGUCAGGCCAUGCAGAUGGAGCGCAAGAGAUCUCUGCACUCCCUGCCAGGCAACUUGGCCACUGUGGCAGGUGAGCUCCGCACUCGGCCUGUCUACAGGGGGCGCUCUACAGAGAGCACCUGUGGGUACGAUGCUGAAUACGAGGAUGGGGACCCCAACCCACGCCACCCCAAGGCCAACGGGGGCAAACAGCCCCCUCCACCCCCAUGGCAACCCUCUGACUUCCAGCCUUACACCAGCGUCUACGUGGGCGGGGUGAUGAUGGGCGAGGGUGGGGGGGAUGGAAGAGGGGGCGUCAUCAUGAGGGACCACAUCGCAGAAGAGCACCACCUGACCUGGCCCCGGCGCUCCUACUCUCCCGGGAGCUUUGAGGACGUGGGGGGCGGAGGCGGCGGCUACACACCAGACUGUAGUUCCAAUGAGAACCUAACAUCCAGUGAGGAGGACUUCUCGUCUGGCCAGUCCAGCCACGUGUCACCCAGUCCCACCACUGCCUAUCGCCGGCCCUUCAGGGAGAAGAGCCGCUCACCCUCGCAGAACUCCCAGAACUCCCAGCAUUCGUUUGACAGCAGCAGUCCCCCCACGCCACAGUCCCAGAAGCGCCAACACCAGCAGGGCCACGUGGUCAUGUCCGAAGCUACCAUUGUGAGCGUCCGCAAGACUGGCCAGAUCUGGCCCCCACUCGAUCCGAACUCCACACCGGCCAGCAGAGCCUCCCAUGACAACAGUUUCCAUGGAGACCUGGAUGGUCCGUUCACGGGGACCCCUCCCACCUACGGGUACGAUGCGGACCGUGCGGAGGAGCAGAGGCGCCACCAUGACAUCCUGCCCUACAUCGACGACUCGCCCUCCUCUUCGCCACACCUCAGCUCCAAGAGCCGCAGCAGCCGAGACACCCUCUCCUCCGGAUCCCUUGAGUCCUCCAAGUCGACGGAGUUGGACCUAGAGAAAGGCCUGGAGAUGAGGAAGUGGGUUCUGUCUGGGAUCCUAGCCAGCGAGGAGACCUACCUCAGCCACCUGGAGGCACUGCUACUGCCUAUGAAGCCUCUGAAGGCAGCAGCCACCACGUCCCAGCCCGUGCUGACCAUCCCCCAGAUCGAGACCAUCUUCUUCAAAGUGCCCGAGCUUUACGAGGUCCACAAGGAGUUCUACGACGGCCUGCUCCCCCGGGUGCAGCAGUGGAGCCACCACCAGCGCGUGGGGGACCUCUUCCAGAAACAGGCCAGCCAGCUGGGAGUUUACCGGGCCUUUGUGGACAACUACGAGGUUGCUGUGGAGACGGCUGAGAAGUGCUGUCAGGCCAACACGCAGUUCGCUGAAAUCUCUGAGAACCUCAAGGUGAGGAGCACCAAGGACUUGAAGGAUCAGUCAGCCAAGAACUCUCUGGAGACUCUCCUGUACAAACCAGUGGACAGAGUUACUCGUAGCACCCUGGUACUGCAUGACCUGCUGAAGCACACGCCCUCCAGCCACCCAGACCACCCCCUGCUCCAGGACGCACUCCGCAUCUCCCAGAACUUCCUGUCUAGCAUCAACGAGGAGACCACGCCCAGACGCCAGUCCAUGACUGUCAAGAAGGGAGAGAACCGCCAGCUGCUGAAGGACAGCUUCAUGGUGGAGCUGGUGGAGGGAACCAGGAAGCUCCGCCAUGUUUUCCUCUUCACCGACCUGCUGCUCUGCGCCAAGCUCAAGAAACAGAUCGGAGGGAAGAGUCAGCAGUAUGAUUCCAAGUGGUACAUCCCUCUGUCAGACCUAACCUUCCAGAACACAGAUGAGUCUGAGCCUCUGCCCAUCCCCCAGGUCCCUGACGAGGAGCUGGACGCCAUGAAGGUCAAGAUCUCCCACAUCAAGAGUGAGAUCCAGAGAGAGAAGCGAGCCAACAAAGGGUCGAAGGUGAUUGACAGGUUGAGGAAGAAGCUGUCGGAGCAGGAGUCUCUUCUGCUGCUCACCUCCCCCAGUAUGGCCCUCAGAGUACACAACAGGAACGGCAAGGGUUACAUGUUUCUGAUGUCAUCAGACUACGAGCGCGCUGAGUGGAAGGAGACGAUCCAGGAACAGCAGAAGAAAUGCUUCAAGAGCUUCUCCCUGACCUCCAUGGAGCUACAGAUGUUGACCAACUCAUGUGUGAAGCUGCAGACUGUCCACCACAUCCCACUCACCAUCAACAAAGAAGGCCAAGAGGAUGAAUCCCCUGGCCUCCAUGGAUUCCUGAAUGUAAUCGUCCACUCUGCCUCGGGCCUCAAACAGAGCUUGAAUCUGUACUGCACGUUAGAGGUGGACUCCUUUGGCUACUUUGCGAACAAAGCCAAGACGCGGGUGUAUCGCUAUACCACAGAGCCCAAAUGGAACGAGGAGUUUGAGAUAGACCUGGAGGGCUCUCAGACCCUGAGGCUGCUGUGUUAUGAGAAGAGCUACAACAAGACCAAGCAGAACAAAGAGGACGGAGACAGCACCGACCGCAUCAUCGGCAAAGGACAGAUCCCGCUUGAUCCCCAGACGCUCCUAGGCAAAGACUGGCAGAGAACGGUCAUCCCCAUGACCGGGAUGGAGGUAAAGCUUUCUAUGAAGUUUACCAGCCGAGAGUUUAGUCUGAAGAGGAUGCCGUCAAGGAAACCCAUGGGCGUGUUCGGAAUCAAGAUUUCCACAGUGACCAAACGGGAGCACUCCAAGGUGCCCUAUAUCGUCAGACAGUGUCUGGAGGAGAUUGAGCGGAGGGGGAUGGAGGAGGUGGGCAUCUACCGAGUCUCAGGGGUGGCUACAGACAUCCAGGUCCUGAAGGCUGCCUUCGACACCAACAACAAAGACGUGUCUGUGAUGAUGAGUGAGAUGGAUGUGAACGCCAUUGCCGGGACUCUGAAGCUGUACUUCAGAGAGCUGCCAGAACCCCUCUUCACUGACGACCUGUACCCCAACUUCGCAGGAGGCAUUGCCCUGUCUGACAGCGUUGCCAAAGAGAGCUGCAUGCUGAAUCUACUGCUGUCACUGCCAGAACCUAACCUGGUUACAUUCCUCUUCCUUCUGGAUCACUUGAAGAGGGUGGCUGACAAGGAGAGCAUCAACAAGAUGUCCCUCCACAACCUGGCCACGGUGUUUGGCCCCACCCUGCUGCGGCCUGCAGAGAAGGACAGCAAGAUCCCCACCAACCCCACGCAGCCUAUCAGCAUGGGAGACAGCUGGUCCCUGGAGGUCAUGUCACAGGUCCAGGUGUUGCUGUACUUCCUCCAGCUGGAGACCAUCCCCACGCCGGACAGUAAGCGUCAGAGCAUCCUCUUCUCCACCGAAGUGUAGUGUUCCACAGGUUCCCAUCAUGAUGACAAUGGGAGAGAGAGGCUGUGAUAGAGACGUCGACUCAAACUGAGUCUACAGUACAGUAUGUCCAUUUGGGAAGGCUACUGAGAGUGAGAAUGGCCUUUGCUGGACUGCAGCAGGAGAUGUAUUCUGCACUGAUUCUGGACAUAUCUUGCAGAGGGCGCCACCAUCCCUCUGAGAACAAGAGGGUGGACACCAAUCCUCUGUUGUACCACACAUAUCUGAUGAUGAUAACGCAUUAAUACAUCACACCCAAUAGCCAGUGUGACUCUUUGUGCCUCUCUGAUGCAUCAUAUCCUCCUCUUCUCGCUCUGUCUCUUCGCUCUCACGUCGAAGCUCCACAGCUUGUGUACGGUGUAUGGAAUGAAUGCCACUAUUGAACAUGCCUGCUGCAACCAUAAAUGAAACACUUCAAUUUGAGUCUGAUCAGCAUGUAGGGGAAAAGAGUGUCCAAGGUUUUCCUUUUUUUUGUUGCUAUUGGCUUCUGCUUUGUAGGCAGAAAAACAGGCAGGGCCUGCACAGCGUUUUGUUUAGCCUUUUCAAAUGUUGAGUUAUUUCUUAAUCCACUGCUGAAGAGAUUCAAACCGUAUGUUUUACACAUGAUACAUUAGGACCACAACGCUACGAGAGUUGUGUUGAAAAGGAACAUCUGGGUUCUCUGAAGACUUUUAAAGAGGAACAUCCAGAGCUGCCAGGAUCACCAGUCUAUUUGUGUGUCCCAGGAAUCCACCACUCACAACAACAACAAAGUGUUUACAAGGUAAACAAACCUUGGACAAAGGCAGAGAUGGGGAGACUGCAACAAAGGCAUUUGUGAAAUAGGAACAGUCGACAGAAACAGAUUAUCUAUCAGUUAUAAUAAGACUGCCUACAGUUUGGACCAUAAAGCAAUUCCCUCUAUUUGUGUUCUUUGUGUUUCAAGUAGUCCUCAGCUUAAAUACCCAGGAAGCAAUAGAUUUUCUAACAUAGGAGUUUGUCUGCGUUCAUAUCCUUAGUCCGGGGAUGUCCUCAUGGUAACAUAGGAGAUCUUGCCAAAAUGAUCUGUUGUUUGGGAUAAAAUUUAACUAUUGUAUUUACAGAUACAGUACAGUAUGUACAUAAUGCUGUAAUUGUUUUAUUUGUUAUGAUUAUAAUUUAUUAAGAAAAAGGGGGGGGCAGAAAUCAAUGUUUUUUUCUAUGUGUUUGUUUUGAUUUGAUGAAGGUGGUAUAGGUUACAGACUUGAGUCCUGGAGGUCUGAGGUGAUGGGAGAUCAUAUGCUGCCUAUGUAACCAGGAUGUAGCCUUGUUGUGGGCAUAACUGCAGUUUUGUCCAGCCUAAUGUUAGCCAUGUAUCCAUCAUUAAGGUAACACUCCAUCUUUGAAUGCCAAUGUCACAACCCCUCUUCAUGUGUUUGAGUGUUCCAGUCCCUAACCACCCACCCUGAAAUCUUCAUGUGUUUGAGUGUUCCAGUCCCUAACCACCCACCCUGAAAUCUUCAUGUGUUCGAGUGUUCCAGUCCCUAACCACCCACCCUGAAAUCUUCAUGUGUUUGAGUGUUCCAGUCCCUAACCACCCACCCUGAAAUCUUCAUGUGUUUGAGUGUUCCAGUCCCUAACCACCCACCCUGAAAUCUUCAUGUGUUUGAGUGUUCCAGUCCCUAACCACCCACCCUGAAAUCUUCAUGUGUUACUGAAGUAGGAUACAAAACAGUACAUUUAGUUGUAUACAGAACAACAAUACCAUGUUUCCUCUCUACAAUGUACAAUAAUAACAUGUUCCCUUUCUACAACUUACAACAAUACCAUGUUUCCUCUCUACAGCUGUGUCGGUGGAGACAGUUAUUCUCAUGAUAAUUCACCUGUUUCAAACAAGUUGCGCUAAAUUGUGGAUGCUUAGCCAAAGUGGACCAUUCUGUUGAUGUUAUGAAGGAAUACUUGUUUAUCCUCUUUUCAAUGAAAGUGACCCAUCUGUUUCUCACCCAUAUUUAUGAGGGUGUCUGGACAGCUGUCAUUAACUGCCCUCCACACCCUUCCUGAAGCUCUUCUCCCUCCUGGUCUGCCUGAUAGUAACCCACCAAAGGGCCAUGGAAAAAGAAAAUGCUCUUAGAAUAUUUUGUUCAGAAGGAAAAAAGAGAAGAUUUAUAUUAGAAUGGUUUUAAUUUCAGUGCCUGCAGGCAUGUAGUCAUGUUUGAUUAAAGUCAUUUUCUUGUGUGUGUUGUCAUAAACAUAUUGCUAUAUUGGACUGCAGGAUGUUAGUGACCAACAAGUGUUUUGGUUUUGAUAAACCAAGCUUAAAAUAUGAUAUGAUAUGAUAUUUCAUUCUGGCUGGAUAAUUGUUAACAAGUCAUUUGUUUACUAACUCAGUCUGUACUGCUGUCUGCACUACUGAGAUUUCAUGAAGAACUCUGACAUUUUGAAGUUAGCAGAGACAUUCCCGACAGUUUUGACUGUACAGUGGUCAGUAGCUAGUGUAAAAUCUGCCAUCUGAGUGUGUGGUUGUACAUGCAACAUUCAUGUGCACACAUGCGUGAGUGAGUGAAUGAAAUAAUGGGACGAUUUGCUGUAAGAAAAAAAGUAGAAUUAAGACAUAACGUUUCAAAUCCAGACUUAUCCAUAUGCUAACAUAUCAACUAAAUCAGCUCCAGUUAAUAGCCAUAGUCAUCAUUUUAGUAACACAUUUUGUCCUAAUAUAUCCUCACAUGUCCCAUACACACAACUGCACAUUGGAGGAAGCCAUUGGUUAUGAGAGAGAAAGGCAGUGCAUUCACCAUUCAUUUCGAUCUCUUUGAUUUAUAUCAUUGGUGCUCAAUGUGACCCGCUCUGCUCCAUUGCGCCUCUGCGUCACAGCUUUUAUUCAGAGCGUAUGCCGCUGAUUUCAAUGUGUCAGUGGAAUUGCUGUAAGGAGACUUACUGGAGUGCUGAAAACAGACCUGUCCUUAAGGCACCUAUUUUGAGACCAAUACAUGAACGUAGAGUUUGGUAUCGCACUUCAUGGUACUAUUAGCCUGUGUGGGAGAUCUUGUCGGAAUAUUAUGAUACCAAGCUAAGCCCAAUUCAUGUUUGCAAUCAUACGAGACAGACACACAAAUGCUUAGUCAAUAACCCUCACUCUGCUUUAGCUCUGUCAACAUUAGCAAAAAUAACUCAUUUUCAGCUUUUCUGUUCCAGUUCUGUGUAAAAUGAAGUCUACUGUAUUUACGGAGAUGAAUACCCUCAUCUGAAGGAAAAAUAUAUUAGUAGUAGCAAAGUGGUAUCUAUACUUGUAGAAGGAGGACACUUUCAAAAUUCACUGUCAUGUUAUAUGACUCAUAUAUAGAUAAUAUCUCUCAAGGCUCUAUGCUAUGCUGUGUAUCAUUCAUUUGCAAGAUGUACUUUGUUUUUUCAAAUAACUGCCAAACAGUUUGUAACCAUCUGCUGUCCUAACUUUAACUACUGUAUGUAUCAACACGUCACUAAUCCAAAACAUGAUCUAAUUUGGAGGGGCUUGCACUUUCAGUUCCUUUUGGUUUUACUCCAGACUGCCCACUGUGAUGCUUUAGGACAUUUUCUGUGGUUUGGAAAAACAUUUGCAAGGAAAGAUGAAGGUUAUUUGAGUUUAUAUAGGUUAGUCACCUCUCUAACCUUGUCUUAUGGUUGUACAAUAUGUAUUGUAUGUAUCAUACUAGAGGCAUUGGGUUCUUAGGUUUAUUUAUUGUGAUGUUCAUCAAUACAUUUAGGAUUAAUCAUGUUAAUAAAACAGUUGAGUAAUUAGGCUUCAACUGAAAGAGAACUUGGUUAUUGAUUGUCAGUGUGAUUCUUCAUAGGGCUAGUCACUUACCCUGCCUCUUUCACAACAAAGUCAUAUAUGGCAACAUAAGAUUAUUCUAAAUAUGUGUACUAUGUUUUAAAGUCUAAAAAUAUGGAAUAUAUUACUCUAUGUACGACUUUAGCAUUUCAGUGUAUGCAUACUGUAUGAUGAAUGAAUAUUCAUUCUUUCAGUCCUUGUAAGUUGACAUGAGCCUGGCAAUAGUUUAUUAUAAUUCACUCCCUUAUUAAACGUAUUUUAAAUGACCUGAAA
Molecule: messenger RNA, 8849 nt
Organism: Oncorhynchus nerka (sockeye salmon)
Lineage: Eukaryota; Metazoa; Chordata; Actinopteri; Salmoniformes; Salmonidae
Gene: bcr
Product: BCR activator of RhoGEF and GTPase
Exons: 23
Coding region: 758-4792 (1344 amino acids)
Biological process (GO): protein phosphorylation; positive regulation of GTPase activity; intracellular signal transduction
Cellular component (GO): membrane
Molecular function (GO): guanyl-nucleotide exchange factor activity; protein serine/threonine kinase activity; GTPase activator activity
Source: RefSeq, a predicted model, not a curated record